Messenger RNA from Effrenium voratum, 2630 nucleotides. The record is from the annotation of a GenBank genome assembly. NCBI's taxonomy places the organism in Eukaryota, Dinophyceae, Suessiales, Symbiodiniaceae.
AGCCAUUUGCACCCAAAUGUCAGCACGCAUCUAGUCGGCGCAAUCGCGACUUCGCGAAGCUCGAGAUGUUCCCGUGCUGUGAGGCGUACCAACCCCUGGUGGCGCCUAGCGAUGGCUCCAACUCGCCGCCGCGCAUUCGACGCGCCGCGACGAAUGCGGACAUUGUGCAGUUCUCCACGGCGAUCUACUACGUGGAGGACGACGAGGGCGCCUUCCAGGUAGACGUCAUGCGCCUGGGAUCCAUGAAGGGAGCCGUGAAGGUGGGCUACUCCACAGAAGAUGGCAGCGCCAAAGCGGGCACGCACUAUGAGGAAGCCUUUGGAGAAGUGAUUUUCGAGGAUGGUGAGUAUCGGAAGUCUUUGGACAUCCGGACGUUGCACAAUGCCUACUGGUCAGCGACCAUGGAGUUCAAGGUGGUUCUCCAAAAUCCGGACAGCUGCAACUUGGGCCAUCACCUGCACGCCUGCCGCGUGAAGAUCAUCGACACGGACACCUUUCCCUCCAACAAGUACCGGGAGAAGCUUUUGCAGGGGGAGAAGGGCCUGGAGGAAAUCAGCGAGGUGGGGCUCUUUCUCGAGUACUUCAAGCUGUGCUUCUUUCAGGUGCCCAGCGUGUCGUGGCGCACCGCCGUGUGUGUGGUCAUGGACCAGAUGAAGAAUGCGUACCGCUACUUCAUGCUGUGCUUGAACAUCUACAUCGUGGACGUCCUGUUCAACCUGGAUGACCCCAAGACCGAAGAGCUGUUGUGGCGCCCCACCCGGAAGGGCACGGCCAUGGUGGUGGGCGUCGCCUACGUGGCGCCGAUGUUGGUGCUGCAUCUCUGGGACCUGCUGAAAGCCAAGAUGGACCUCGUGGGACACCUGAGGCUUUACCUUCAGUCCAGUCUCUUCCGGCGCUACUUGAACUACAGCGAGGAGAGCCGAGCCUCGGUACCUCCGGCAGACAUGCAGCAUGCGCUGUCGCUGGGCUCCGCGAAUGCGGCCAAGGGCUACAUGCUCGUACUGUCGCUGUUCCAAAAGUUCGGACAGCUUGCCGUUUUCACCUACUUCACGCUCCUCUCCAACCCGGACGCCAUCUACCUCAUCCUUGCGAUGCCUUCCCUCAUGUUGCUUUUCUUGGUGUGCAAGUCGUGCACGUCAGGUGGUGAUGAGGAGAAGAAGAGCAGGCAGUCCGCAGUGCUCAGCCUGGCCGCAGAGGUGUGCAACCGCUACCGCCUCAUCGCCGACUACUUCCAGCGCCCGCAGAUGAACGACAUCUUCGCCAAGAAGACCGACAUGUUGCGGAAGGACAAGGUGCCAGAGGCUAUGGAGGGGGUGAACGACGAGUACUUCCCCAAGUGGCUGGGGCCCUUGUUCGUGGGGGUCUACAUCGCGGUCUACGGACCCUCGGUCUUCGAUGAGGCCAUCUCGCUGGGCACCUUCCUGGCCACGGUGGGCAUCAUGAAGGACAUCAGCUCCGAGUUCGCGGAGGCCUACGAGCUACUGCUGGAGAUGAAGGACACCUUUGAGUCUGUAACGAAAAUGACCGUCUACUUCAACAAGCCGACAGACCUGAUGAUGUGGAAGGGCGUGAACCGCACCCGACGGGAAGCCACGAAAAAGGCGCGGGACUCGCUGUUCAAUCAGACCCAGCAGGAGGCGAAGGAUGGGAAGGAGAAGGACGGGAAGAGUGGACUCUACAAGACCGAUCUGAUCCCGAUCCAGAUGACCAACAUGGGCUUCUCCUGGGUUCCAGAGAAAGGAGCUCCUGUCUUCGAGGGCGUGAAUAUCUCGGUGCCCCAAGGCAAGCUUGUGGCGCUCGUGGGGCCCCAUGGCUGCGGCAAGAAGACACUGCUGGAACUGCUGGGCCACUUGAUCUUCCCCCAGGAGGGCUCCAUCUUCAUCCCCUCCCAUCUCCGCAUCCUCCACGUGACACAGGAGACCUACCUGCUGAACUUGUCGCCCUGGCAAAACCUCAUCUUCGGGUGCCCCAACCCCCACUCAGUGGAUCCCGCGCGGGUCCGCUUCAUUUGCCAGCGCCUGAAGAUGAAUACAGUCCUCAAGCUUAUCGAGCGUGACCUGCAGCAACAGGAAGAGCUGCGCGCGAGCACCAAGAGGCCCGUGGGGGAGGACGAGGAGGAGGAGGAGGAGUCGGAGGCAGAGGAGGAGAAAGACUGGACCAAGGACGACGGCGAGAAGUGGCAAGACACCCUGACCUACUCGGAGAAGGUGAAAAUGCACCUGGCGCGUGCGCUGAUCAUGAACCCCGAAGUGCUGGUGCUGCAGAGACCCUUGCAUCACUAUGAUGAGACCAUGGCCAAGGUCGUGCUGGACCUCCUCAAGAUCCACGUGCAGGAGAAGGGCCUUGGCCUCCCGGAGAAGGGGAGGCCCCACCGACGGCCGCGCACCUGCUUCUUCACAGUGGAGGACGUAAACCAAGCCAAAGAGGCUGAUGUGGUCUGGACCAUCAAGGAUCGCAAGGUGGGGGACCAGGUCGAGAGCAUCAGUUUGGCCGAGGCCUUUCUGGCGAAGACCCCCACCGCCAAGUUCGAGCUGCCCAAGUUCCAUAACUAGGAUCACAAGAUGGACACCGAGAGUGCCGGACCUCCGGCGGGUUUGCUCAAAAAACCUCAAACUGACCGUAAUGUGGUU